Miscanthus lutarioriparius is the source of this 1647-nucleotide messenger RNA. The record is from the annotation of a GenBank genome assembly. NCBI's taxonomy places the organism in Eukaryota, Viridiplantae, Streptophyta, Magnoliopsida, Poales, Poaceae.
AUGAUGGGGCUCGGCUCAAUGGCGGGCUACGGGAUCCAGUCGAUGCUCAAGGAGGGCCACCGCCACCUCUCCGGGCUCGAGGAGGCUGUGCUCAAGAACAUCGACGCCUGCCGCGAGCUCUCUGCCAUCACGCGCACCUCCCUCGGCCCCAACGGAAUGAACAAGAUGGUUAUCAAUCACUUGGACAAGCUGUUUGUCACAAACGAUGCUGCCACCAUUGUGAAUGAGCUCGAGGUUCAGCACCCGGCUGCUAAGAUCCUGGUACUGGCUGGCAGGGCUCAGCAGGAGGAGAUUGGGGAUGGAGCCAAUCUCACCAUAUCAUUCGCCGGCGAACUGCUUGGGAAGGCUGAGGAGCUCAUCAGGAUGGGCUUGCAUCCGAGUGAGAUCAUCAUUGGCUACACCAAAGCCAUCAACAAGACGAUUGAGAUCUUGGAGGAUCUUGUUGAGAAAGGCUCAGAGAACAUGGACGUAAGAAACAAGGAGGAGGUUGUGUUGAGGAUGAGAUCCGCUGUCGCAAGCAAACAGUUUGGCCAGGAGGAUGUACUGUGCCCUCUUGUGGCUGAUGCCUGCAUUCAAGUUUGCCCCAAAAAUCCUGCAAACUUUAAUGUCGACAAUGUUAGAGUGGCUAAGCUGCUUGGAGGUGGUUUGCACAAUUCUUCUGUGGUCCGUGGGAUGGUUCUGAAAAAUGAUGCUGUUGGUAGCAUCAAAAGGGUGGAGAAGGCAAAGAUUGCAGUAUUUGCUGGUGGUGUCGAUACCUCAGCAACUGAAACAAAGGGAACCGUGUUGAUUCAUUCCGCUGAGCAGCUAGAAAAUUAUUCUAAGACCGAGGAAGCUAAGGUGGAGGAGCUUAUCAAAGCUGUCGCUGACUCAGGUGCCAAGGUUAUUGUCAGUGGAGCUGCAGUUGGUGACAUGGCACUACAUUUCUGUGAACGUUACAAACUGAUGGUUCUGAAAAUCAGCUCGAAGUUUGAACUGAGAAGAUUCUGCCGUACUACUGGGGCUAUUGCAAUUUUGAAACUUAGCCAACCCAAUGCGGACGAACUAGGAUAUGCAGACUCUGUUUCCGUUGAAGAAAUUGGUGGUACUCGAGUUACUGUCGUCAAGAACGAAGAAGGUGGAAAUUCAGUGGCUACUGUUGUCUUGAGAGGCAGUACUGACAGUAUACUAGAUGAUCUUGAAAGAGCUGUUGAUGAUGGCGUCAAUACGUACAAGUCAAUGUGCAGGGACAGUAGGAUAAUUCCUGGUGCUGCUGCAACAGAAAUAGAGCUGGCAAAGAGAUUGAAGGAGUUCUCAUUGAAGGAAACAGGGUUGGACCAGUAUGCCAUUGCAAAAUUUGCUGAAAGCUUUGAAAUGGUUCCAAGAACCCUGGCAGAAAAUGCUGGACUUAGCGCAAUGGAGAUAAUAUCCUCUCUUUAUGCUGAGCAUGCUAGUGGCAAUGUGAAAGUUGGCAUUGACCUGGAGGAAGGUGCCUGCAAGGACAUCUCGACCUUAAAAAUAUGGGACCUCUAUGUCACAAAGUUUUUUGCCCUAAAAUACUCUGCCGAUGCUGCAUGCACUGUGCUACGGGUUGACCAGAUCAUCAUGGCCAAGCCGGCAGGAGGUCCAAGAAGAGAUGCCCAGCCUGGUGGUGGGAUGGACGAGGAUUAG